Oncorhynchus masou masou (cherry salmon) is the source of this 5671-nucleotide messenger RNA. RefSeq names its product mothers against decapentaplegic homolog 1. The record is from RefSeq and is a predicted model, not a curated record. Gene Ontology annotation, biological process: anatomical structure morphogenesis; BMP signaling pathway; cell differentiation. The transcript is spliced from 7 exons. Bases 292 to 1737 code for a protein of 481 amino acids. Gene Ontology annotation, cellular component: heteromeric SMAD protein complex. NCBI's taxonomy places the organism in Eukaryota, Metazoa, Chordata, Actinopteri, Salmoniformes, Salmonidae. Gene Ontology annotation, molecular function: DNA-binding transcription factor activity, RNA polymerase II-specific; I-SMAD binding; RNA polymerase II cis-regulatory region sequence-specific DNA binding.
CUGACGCCAGUGCGAGGAGACCAGAGACAGGCAGCGGUAUAGUAUGGGAGCGUUGAGAGCGAGCUUGAUAGCUGUUUAUAAGGUGUACUGUUCAGAAGUUCUGUCCUGAAGCUUUGAAGACUACCCAGCCAUCUCAGUGGCACCUAAAAAAAUACAACAGCAGCUUUUAACCUCCAACUUUUUCCCUCACCAAGUGGACUAUCUCUCCAUUGUAAAACCCAACCCCGCACACUCACGUGUAGCGUCCCGACAACGGCACGGUCGCAAGAGGCGACAAACACGAACGUCACCAUGAACGUCACCUCCCUGUUCUCCUUCACCAGUCCGGCCGUCAAGCGCCUCCUCGGCUGGAAACAAGGAGACGAAGAGGAAAAAUGGGCGGAGAAAGCCGUGGACGCGCUGGUGAAGAAACUGAAGAAGAAGAAGGGAGCAAUGGAGGAGUUGGAGAGGGCUCUGAGCUGCCCGGGUCAGCCCAGUAACUGUGUCACCAUCCCUCGCUCCCUGGAUGGAAGACUCCAGGUGUCCCACAGGAAGGGCUUACCCCAUGUUAUCUACUGUAGGGUGUGGAGGUGGCCUGACCUGCAGUCUCAUCAUGAGCUCAAGGCUCUGGAGUGCUGUGAGUACCCGUUUGGCUCCAAGCAGAAGGAUGUCUGCAUCAACCCGUACCACUACAAGAGAGUGGAUAGUCCAGUGCUGCCCCCGGUUUUGGUCCCGCGGAAUAGCGAGUUCAAUGCCAAACACAGCAUGCUACCACGCUUCCGCAACCCUUUGCAUCAGAACGAGCCCCACAUGCCCCAGAACGCCACCUUCCCAGAGUCCUUCUCCCAGGCGAACACCCAGAUGAACUUCCCCCAGACACAGACACACUCCCCUGGGGGGAACAGCUACCCCGGCUCCCCCGGUAGUGGCAGCAGUGCAACCUUCCCCCACUCCCCCACCAGCUCUGACCCAGGCAGCCCAUUUCAGAUGCCAGGUGAGCCGCCAGGUCAGAUGCCAGAGACCCCCCCUCCAGCCUACUUGCCCCCAGAGGAGCGGAUGACUCAGGACUGCCCUCAGCCCAUGGACACCAACCUGAUGGUCCCCGCGUUGCCCCUGGAGAUCAGCAACAGGCCAGAUGUUCAGCCGGUGGCCUACGAGGAACCUAAACACUGGUGCUCUAUAGUGUACUACGAGUUGAACAACCGGGUGGGCGAGGCGUUCCAGGCCAACUCUACCAGCGUCCUGGUUGACGGCUUCACCGACCCGUCCAACAACCGCAACCGUUUCUGCCUGGGCCUCCUCUCCAACGUCAACCGCAACUCAACCAUAGAGAACACCCGGCGACACAUUGGCAAAGGAGUCCACCUGUACUAUGUGGGUGGUGAAGUGUAUGCUGAAUGUCUGAGUGACAGCAGCAUCUUCGUCCAGAGUCGGAACUGUAACUACCACCAUGGCUUCCACCCCACCACCGUCUGUAAGAUCCCCAGCGGCUGCAGCCUCAAGAUCUUUAACAACCAGGAGUUUGCUGAGCUGCUGGCCCAGUCCGUCAACCACGGGUUUGAGGCUGUCUACGAGCUGACCAAGAUGUGCACCAUCCGCAUGAGCUUCGUCAAGGGCUGGGGUGCAGAGUACCACCGCCAGGACGUGACCAGCACCCCCUGCUGGAUUGAGAUCCACCUGCACGGUCCUCUGCAGUGGCUGGACAAGGUGCUAACCCAGAUGGGCUCCCCCCACAACCCCAUCUCCUCCGUGUCCUAGACAAAACUUUCCCCAGGCCCCAGGGCUGUCCAAACCCAGCAUUUAGGUUCCAGUGGAGGGGUGGGAUAGGUGGGUUUCAGGGUGGGGGACAAUUCUAAUUGAAAUCAGUCAAUUCAGGAAGUAAACUGGAAUUUCAAGAGAAUCUAAAUUAAAAUUGGAAAUUCAGUUUAUUUACUGUAUUGACUGAAUUGAAAUGGAAUUGACCCCAACGCUGGUGGUUUGUACUUGAGGGAUUAUGUCUGAAAUUGAUAGAAGCAUCUGGAAGAUACUUGAUCUUUGUGACCAACUGUAAUAAUUAUCAAUCAGACUCGAAUCAUUAUAAACUAAUCAUCAAUUCAGCAUUGCGCAAAGUAUCCUCCUCAUAUGUGGCCCAUAUUCAGAAAGAGUCUGAACGAGGAUCAGUUUGGCCUUUUAGAUCAUAAUGUAUAAAUGUAUAUGGACUGGGGGGACCUGAACAUAGAUCAGCACUCUAAUACGUGAAUAUGGGUCCCUGAUCUUGUUCUGGCAGUUUUUCCCUCUUUCUUUCCCCUUCCCCUGUUUUUUGGGUUAACAUUGGAAACCCAUAAAGCCAGUUUCAUGUGUUGCUACAACGAAAAAUGUGUACAGAAUUGGAAGGAUUGGAAGACAACCAAUAUGGAUGAAAAAAAUGAAGAAAUAUUAUGUUUCUUAUGAACAUACAGUGCCUUGCGAAAGUAUUCGGCCCCCUUGAACUUUGCGACCGUUUGCCACAUUUCAGGCUUCAAACAUAAAGAUAUAAAACUGUAUUUUUUUGUGAGGAAUCAACAACAAGUGGGACACAAUCAUGAAGUGGAACGACAUUUAUUGGAUAUUUCAAACUUUUUUAACAAAUCAAAAACUGAAAAAUUGGGCGUGCAAAAUUAUUCAGCCCCUUCACUUUCAGUGCAGCAAACUCUCUCCAGAAGUUCAGUGAGGAUCUCUGAAUGAUCCAAUGUUGACCUAAAUGACUAAUGAUGAUAAAUACAAUCCACCUGUGUGUAAUCAAGUCUCCGUAUAAAUGCACCUGCACUGUGAUAGUCUCAGAGGUCUGUUAAAAGCGCAGAGAGCAUCAUGAAGAACAAGGGACACACCAGGCAGGUCCGAGAUACUGUUGUGAAGAAGUUUAAAGCCGGAUUUGGAUACAAAAAGAUUUCCCAAGCUUUAAACAUCCCAAGGAACACUGUGCAAGCGAUAAUAUUGAAUUGGAAGGAGUAUCAGACCACUGCAAAUCUACCAAGACCUGGCCGUGCCUCUAAACUUUCAGCUCAUACAAGGAGAAGACUGAUCAGAGAUGCAGCCAAGAGGCCCAUGGAUGAACUGCAGAGAUCUACAGCUGAGGUGGGAGACUCUGUCCAUAGGACAACAAUCAGUCGUAUAUUGCACAAAUCUGGCCUUUAUGGAAGAGUGGCAAGAAGAAAGCCAUUUCUUAAAGAUAUCCAUAAAAGGUGUUGUUUAAAGUUUGCCACAAGCCACCUGGGAGACACACCAAACAUGUGGAAGAAGGUGCUCUGGUCAGAUGAAACCAAAAUUGAACUUUUUGGCAACAAUGCAAAACGUUAUGUUUGGCGUAAAAGCAACACAGCUCAUCACCGUGAACACACCAUCCCCACUGUCAAACAUGGUGGUGGCAGCAUCAUGGUUUGGGCCUGCUUUUCUUCAGCAGGGACAGGGAAGAUGGUUAAAAUUGAUGGGAAGAUGGAUGGAGCCAAAUACAGGACCAUUCUGGAAGAGAACCUGAUGGAGUCUGCAAAAGACCUGAGACUGGGACGGAGAUUUGUCUUCCAACAAGACAAUGAUCCAAAACAUAAAGUAAAAUCUACAAUGGAAUGGUUCAAAAAUAAACAUAUCCAGGUGUUAGAAUGGCCAAGUCAAAGUCCAGACCUUAAUCCAAUCGAGAAUCUGUGGAAAGAACUUAAAACUGCUGUCCACAAAUGCUCUCCAUCCAACCUCACUGAGCUCGAGCUGUUUUGCAAGGAGGAAUGGGAAAAAAUUUCAGUCUCUCGAUGUGCAAAACUGAUAGACAUACCCCAAGCGACUUACAGCUGUAAUCGCAGCAAAAGGUGGCGCUACAAAGUAUUAACUUAAAGGGGCUGAAUAAUUUUGCACGCACAAUUUUUCAGUUUUUGAUUUGUUAAAAAAGUUUGAAAUAUCCAAUAAAUGUCGUUCCACUUCAUGAUUGUGUCCCACUUGUUGUUGAUUCUUCACAAAAAAAUACAGUUUUAUAUCUUUAUGUUUGAAGCCUGAAAUGUGGCAAAAGGUUGCAAAGUUCAAGGGGGCCGAAUACUUUCGCAAGGCACUGUAUUUAGAACGUAGGAAGAUACUGAGGUCAGUAAAUACAAAUGUGUCUCCAGAACCCUACUUUUUUUUUUUUUUUAGGUUUUCGCAAAUAAAGAGUUGAAGAAAAAGACCCCUACAAAAAAUCCCUUUAGAUUAUUUACAAACCCUGUCAUGAGGAGAAAUCAGGAAAGGGCAUCAGUGGGAGCGGGGCGGGAGAGUGAGGUGGGCAUUGUGGGAUUGUGCUCACAGGACAUAUGAUUUAAAAAAAAUUGUACAUAAAUAAAUAUUUCUCUUGUGUUCCACCCGUGUUACAACUGAACUUAACGACUUGAAUCGUGUUUUAGGCAUACUCCACAUUAGAUCAAUGUGCUGUGCAGUCAGUUUUGCAAAUGCGUAGUUUGGUUUAGUGUAGCAAAUCACCGUUUGGCUUGUUUAGGUAGUGACUGAAGAUUGACAUGAAUCAGAGACAGAGACGGGCACAAGCGUAUGAUAGUUCAGUUUGACCCUAGCUGUGCAUGGUACAGCAAAAAAGAAAAUAAUCAAUUGUAGAGUCACAUAGAGCCCCACAGUAGAGGUGUAAUAAUAAUACCCAUAAAACCUAGUGUUCAAACAGGGAAAUGGUUCCAAUCAUUUUUCCCAUAUGGGAUUUUAGAAAAACUUCAAAUAAGGACUGUGUUUUGAAGCUUACCCUGGCGUGACAUUUUUGAUAACCAUGUACAUCGCUCUUGGACAAGGUGACUUUUAUCAGUAUAUUAUGCUAUUUACUCUCAGAUUUGAAAAUGCUAAUUAACAUCAAAGUAGACAUCAUGCAAAACUACAAAUCCUUUCAAGCUCCUGCAGGUCAUCACUAGCUGAUACCUUUGCUAACAGGUAUUGUCCAUUUAGAACUUGUACAAGACAGUUAACAGAAUUGUUAAUUUAAAGAAAUGUAACCAAUUUAUUCAUUACUACAUUUAGCUAACAUUAGAUAGUUAAUUCAGAGAUUCUUACCUUUGCCUCGAUUCGGCAGGCUCGUCCAGAUCAUCAUGGCAUUUAUAGUUCUUUAUGAUAGCCACAUUAGCAGCUAAUUAGUGUUUAAUUUUUGGGGGCGAAUAUAUUAGUAAGUCACCUUGUCCUAGAGAGAUUUACACGGUUGUGAAAACGUCACGCCAGGGUAAGCCUUCAUGAAAUACAGCCCUCAUUUGAAAUGUUUCUAAAAUCCCCUAUGGGGAAAAUGAAUGGCAGAAUAACGAUUGGAACCAUUACUCUGUUUGACCGCUAGGGUUUAUGGAUAUUAUGACACGUAAAACAAUGGCAUCCUUCAGAACUUGUUGACCGAGAAAAAAAAAUAGAGUAGUUUCACUGGUGAGUAAGUUACUGAUGGCCCUAAUACAUGAUUUGAUCAUUUAAAAAAAUGCAGACUGUUUUUGUCUUUCAAUUAUUGUAGGCUUAGAAAACCCCAUCCGCUAUUACAAGUUGUAUUGAUUUUUGUAUUUUUUUUAAUGUUUUCUUGUUUCUUGUUAUCUGCACUUUCACGGAUUGUUGCCUCUUCUUUUUUUUUUCUUCUUUCUGUGCGCUGUUUUUGCUGAGUAGUACUCCCAGAAAGCAGUUUUAUUCCAUGAAUAUCAAGUCUCUACUGGAAGAUUCAAUAAAUAAAGUUGUUUCAUUACCUGUGGCCUUA